GCGGAUGCCUCGCGGGCCGGUGGCUAUGGAGGCGGCGGCGCUUGAUGGUUGACCGUUGGCUUCAGGGUAGGGGUCGCAGCUCCGGUGAUACGCUCAGAUCCGACCAGAGUGCGCGGGCCGCUGACGCGCGGCCUCGAGCUGGUGGGGAAGACCUAGCCCGGCUCCGCAAUGCCGGCCGGGAGUAACGAGCCGGACAGCGUCCUCAGCUAUCAGAGACCAGAUGAAGAGGCUGUGGUGGACCAGGGUGGGACUAGUACCAUUCUCAACAUUCACUAUGAGAAAGAAGAGUUAGAAGGUCAUAGGACUCUGUAUGUGGGAGUUCGGAUGCCACUGGGUCGGCAGAGCCAUCGGCAUCACCGCACCCAUGGCCAGAAGCACCGGAGACGAGGGCGAGGCAAAGGAGCCAGCCAGGGGGAGGAAGGCCUAGAAGCCUUGGCCCAUGAUACACCAUCUCAGCGUGUUCAGUUCAUUCUUGGCACUGAGGAAGAUGAAGAACAUGUGCCUCAUGAGCUGUUCACAGAACUGGAUGAAAUCUGCAUGAAAGAGGGAGAAGAUGCUGAGUGGAAGGAGACAGCCAGGUGGCUGAAGUUUGAAGAAGAUGUUGAAGAUGGGGGAGAACGCUGGAGCAAGCCAUAUGUGGCAACCCUCUCAUUGCACAGCCUCUUUGAGCUAAGGAGUUGCCUUAUUAAUGGAACAGUCCUUCUGGACAUGCGUGCCAAUAGCAUAGAAGAAAUUUCAGAUCUGAUUCUGGACCAGCAAGAACUGUUCAGUGACCUGAAUGACAGCAUGCGGGUUAAAGUGCGGGAAGCCCUUCUCAAAAAGCAUCAUCACCAGAAUGAAAAGAAGAGAAACAACCUCAUUCCCAUUGUUCGUUCCUUUGCUGAGGUUGGGAAGAAGCAGUCUGAUCCACAUUCAAUGGAUAAAAAUGGACAAACUGUGUCUCCUCAGUCUGUUCCAACUACAAGUCUUGAAGUAAAAAAUGGAGUGAAUUGUGAACACAGUCCUGUGGAUUUAAGCAAGGUAGACCUUCAUUUCAUGAAAAAAAUUCCCACUGGGGCAGAGGCCUCAAAUGUCCUGGUUGGAGAAGUGGAUACUUUGGACCGCCCCAUAGUUGCCUUUGUGAGGCUGUCUCCAGCUGUUCUUCUUUCAGGCCUGACAGAAGUGCCAAUCCCAACAAGAUUUUUGUUUAUCUUACUGGGUCCAGUAGGGAAGGGUCAGCAGUACCAUGAGAUUGGCAGGUCCAUGGCCACCAUCAUGACAGAUGAGAUUUUUCAUGAUGUUGCAUAUAAGGCAAAAGAACGAGAUGAUCUCCUGGCAGGCAUUGACGAGUUCCUAGACCAGGUGACGGUGCUUCCUCCAGGGGAGUGGGACCCUUCGAUUAGAAUUGAACCACCCAAAAACGUCCCUUCCCAGGAAAAAAGAAAAAUGCCUGGAGUUCCAAAUGGAAACGUUUGCCACAUAGAACCAGAGCUACAUGGGGGUCAUAGUGGGCCAGAACUUCAACGCACUGGGCGGCUAUUUGGGGGCUUAGUGCUGGACAUCAAGCGGAAGGCCCCCUGGUACUGGAGCGACUACCGGGAUGCACUCAGCCUACAGUGUUUGGCCUCCUUUCUGUUCCUAUACUGUGCCUGCAUGUCACCUGUCAUCACCUUUGGGGGAUUGCUUGGAGAAGCCACUGAGGGGCGCAUAAGUGCAAUUGAAUCCUUGUUCGGAGCCUCCAUGACUGGGAUCGCCUACUCCUUAUUUGCGGGACAGGCUCUCACCAUCCUGGGAAGUACGGGGCCAGUGCUUGUGUUUGAAAAGAUUUUGUUCAAAUUCUGCAAAGACUACGCUCUUUCAUACCUCUCCUUGCGAGCUUGUAUUGGGCUGUGGACCGCCUUUCUGUGUAUUGUCCUUGUGGCAACUGAUGCCAGUUCCCUGGUCUGCUAUAUUACCCGCUUUACUGAAGAAGCAUUUGCCUCCUUGAUUUGCAUAAUUUUCAUCUAUGAAGCAAUAGAAAAGCUGAUUCACCUGGCAGAGACCUACCCCAUCCACAUGCACAGCCAGCUGGACCACCUUAGUCUCUAUUACUGCAGGUGUACUGUCCCAGAGAAUCCAAACAAUCACACUCUACAGUACUGGAAGGACCACAACAUCGUGGCAACAGAAGUCCACUGGGCUAACCUGACUGUCAGUGAAUGCCAGGAGAUGCAUGGAGAGUUUAUGGGAUCCGCAUGUGGUCAUCAUGGACCCUACACUCCUGAUGUGCUCUUUUGGUCCUGUAUUCUCUUCUUCACUACCUUCAUCCUCUCAAGCACCUUAAAGACAUUUAAGACAAGCCGUUAUUUCCCAACCAGAGUACGCUCCAUGGUGAGUGACUUUGCUGUUUUCCUCACUAUCUUCACAAUGGUGAUUGUUGAUUUUUUGAUUGGGGUCCCAUCACCAAAGCUUCAAGUUCCUAGUGUGUUCAAGCCAACAAGGGAUGAUCGAGGAUGGCUUAUCAAUCCCAUUGGCCCUAAUCCCUGGUGGACUGUGAUAGCUGCGAUUAUCCCAGCUCUUCUCUGCACUAUCUUAAUAUUCAUGGACCAGCAGAUUACAGCUGUCAUCAUUAAUAGGAAGGAACAUAAGCUCAAGAAAGGCUGUGGCUACCACCUGGACCUACUAAUGGUAGCCAUCAUGCUGGGUGUAUGCUCCAUCAUGGGCCUGCCCUGGUUUGUCCCUGCCACUGUCCUCUCCAUAACACAUGUGAAUAGCCUCAAGCUGGAAUCUGAGUGCUCUGCUCCUGGAGAACAGCCCAAGUUCUUAGGCAUUCGAGAACAGAGAGUGACUGGCCUUAUGAUCUUUGUGCUGAUGGGCUGCUCAGUCUUCAUGACAACUAUCUUAAAGUUUAUUCCGAUGCCAGUACUCUAUGGAGUUUUCCUCUACAUGGGAGUUUCUUCACUACAGGGAAUUCAGUUCUUUGAUCGCCUGAAGCUCUUUGGGAUGCCUGCAAAGCACCAGCCAGACUUUAUCUACCUGCGCCACGUGCCACUCCGCAAAGUGCACCUCUUCACCCUCAUCCAGCUGACCUGCCUUGUCCUGCUCUGGGUCAUCAAGGCAUCUCCUGCUGCUAUUGUUUUCCCAAUGAUGGUUUUGGCCUUGGUCUUUGUCAGGAAAGUCAUGGAUCUCUGUUUCUCUAAGCGAGAGCUGAGCUGGUUAGAUGAUCUCAUGCCUGAAAGCAAAAAGAAGAAGUUGGAUGAUGCCAAAAAGAAGGCCAAGGAGGAAGAGGAGGCUGAGAAAAUGUUAGAACUGGGGGGAGACAAGUUCCCCUUAGAGAGUAGGAAGUUACUAAGUAGCCCUGGAAAGAACAAUUUCAGAUGUGACCCCUCUGAGAUUAAUAUAUCUGAUGAAAUGCCUAAAACCACAGUCUGGAAAGCUCUCAGUAUGAAUUCUGGAAAUGCAAAGGAAAAAAGUCUCUUCAACUAAGAGUCUUUGCUGGGAUGGAAGAUUUGGGCUUGAGGUGCCUCAGGGAAGUUCUGGUUAUAGAGAAAAUGGCGAGUCUCUCAGAGAAGAAGACGACCAAGUCUGGCCCUGUCCUUGGUCAUUCAAAGCCAUGCCGAAGCAUUCAGUUAUACUUGGUGUGCAUUGGAGGGCAUACAGCCAUCCCCAUACAUGCAGCCAGUCACCAGAUGUAAACAUGGAAGCAGAAGACCACCUCCUGUUGGUACUGCUCCUCUUCUUUUUUCUCUUUCUCUUCAGAACUGCCAUCAUUGAAGACCCAGCUUCCCAUUCUCCAGACAUUUUCUAUGAAACUCUGUACUGGCCUACUGAUUCAUAUGGAUCCAUUCUGCCACUGAGGAUUCCUUCAAUGAGGUCCCUCUUCCCAAAGGAUGGAGUGAGGGAACAGAGCUGAAAGGGAAGGCUUUCCAGGCCCGGUAAUAUCUGCAGGCUCCUAUGUAGUCCUGGGCCUGGGCUUAAAUGCCUGCUCUUGGAGGUGCUGGGCAGACCCAGGAGGGUGCUGUCAGGAGAGUCUGUAAUCUGGGUAUCAGUAGUGCCCACUGCCAUAGCUGAGAGAAUGCUUCCAACUUGGGGGGCAUCUUUGGCACUCCCUAGCAGCAGCCUGCAUAGCUCAGCAAGAACUGUGAAAGCUACAAAGGCCAGGAGGAACCCUGGAGUUGUUUAGCUUAGUUAGGAAAAGACUCAGGGGAAACUCAGUUAUGGUAAGUAUGGAUGGCUUCUCUUGGUUUUUGUAGAGGAUAAAAUGAGAGAAUGAGCUUAAAUUGUUAUAGUAGAAAUUAGACACUGGGAAGGACUUCCUAGCCUGAAGAUUUGUUGUAGUGUCUGUUUCCUAGAUACCUUGGGAAGACAUCUAGGUAUCUGGGAACAGUUGUUUGGGAGUAGAAAGGAGGGUAUGAUAUUUUAAUGGUCAUUUUGUGGAAAUAUUUGGAGUCUUGCUGCUGUCUCUGGAGGAUACAUUCUGCUUCCAUCCUGGAGAGAUUCAAGUGCUUAUGUACUGUCUCCUUAGCUGCCUUAGUAGUGAACCAUCAUCAGCUCAAUGGACCAAAACAACCGUCAACCACAUAAUUUCUUCAUCAUCAUGGAUGUCUUUUGAUUAACAAACAUUUUGGGUCUCAGAUAUAAAAACCACACUGAGAAAUGAACUGUAAAUGAAAUUAGAGCUCAAGCGUUUGAGCUCCAGUGCAUAUAGACCUUCCUUUCCUUUCCUUUAUGCACAGAAUGUCACUAGUAAGCCUAUUGGCACCCGGGGAAUCCAGUCAUGUUAGUUUUCCAUCCUGGAAAAUCUUUGUAUAGUGGGAAGUGCCCCUGAUGUGUUUUCCUUUCAUAGGUGAAGAGUUAGCUACAUGACUUUACUGAAUUUUGCAUUCUUAGACUCUUAAAAUAUAUUAUUGUAUUCUAGUCUUACUCUAAAGACUUUUGAUGUUGAAGGAAUCCUGAAUUUCUCUCAUAUUUCCCUGUCUCCUAGGGUCACAAUUACCUUAAUACAGAUGAUUUUUCAAAAUAUUUAACAAAUGGUACAGCCAGACACCAACCACUCAGAAUGGAUGCCUGCUUCAAACAAGCAGUAUAUAUGGCUGUACCAGUACCUGGUGACUGAAUGUCAUGUUGCUUUCAAAUAUUAAAACACCAUCCCUUUGAGUUGUGGAUAUGGCUCCUGGUUUGUUUGGGUCCUACUUACAGAUCUGUUUGAGGGACAGCCUUGACUUCUUUUCAUGUGGCGUAGUGUAGACAGGACUAUGUGGGCAUUAAAAUGUUUGUGAGCCAGGGGGCUUCACGUUUUAUCAUGUUAGGGUUAAUGUAAUAAUUGUACCCCUUCACCUACCUAAUUUGGAAAAUUUCAAAGGCAACCUGUCAAUAGGAAUAGCUUUCUUGCUCACCUUUUCCUGUCCCUUUCUGGCUGCUUUCUUGAACUUUCCUCUUUUUCAUCUUCUUUGCUCCCUGAGAACAUCCUCCAUUUUUACUUCACCUUGUCCUCCCAUCUUUUCUUACCACUCUCUGUUUAGGGAGCUUGGUGGCUGCUUUACCUGCUUCCCUAACCUCAAUGCAGCUAUAAGGAAUAUAACUGGGUAGAGCUUAUCAUGCACUACAUCCAGGUGACAGUAUCACUCCGAAAAAUAUCUUUUCUACCUUAUUAGUUUCUUUUGCUGCCUUGUGUACUCUGGGAUGCUUGAAGCUAGACCUGCCUCUAUUAACUCUUGCAGUGCAGGUACAGGACCACAUGUGCACUUUUGAGUCCUUCCUAAGUCAGACUUCCCUGAUCACUGUACCUUAGAAUGUUAGCUACUUUCGAUGGCUGUGCCAACUAAAGGCUAUUAGAUUUUCCUAACCACAAGCCAUCCUCAUUUCUGUCACAUCUCAAUGGUAGGAACCAUUCCCUAUUCUUACUCUCUCUUCCUUCCCAGUACCCACCAAGCACUCAACCCAAGUCCUAGCUGCUUCCUUGCUUAGGUCUGUGGCUAGUGACCACAGUAUCUGGGUCAAGCUUGAUCAGUGUUUAGGAUCGGAAAUGGGGUGAAGGUGAAGCAGCAGUACUGCAUUUGUGUGUAUGCGUAUGCUCAUGCACACAUGCCUUUGUGUGUGUGUCAGCAAGGGAGAGUAUAGCCACAAGAUUGCCUCACUACUAUUGCCUCUGUGUACCUAGCUGUGGGGACAUUAAAAAAAAAAAUCAUUCUUCCAUGUAAGGGGUUCCCAUCUCAGACUUCUUUGGUAAAAUAGCUAGAGGACAAAUCAAGGGAUAUUAAUCCAUAGAAAAAGAUUUAACUCAACAUGAAGGAGCAAACAAUUUAGAAGUGGAAAGAAUGGUAGGUAGUUAGGCAAUUUCCAUGCCUACAUUUGCUUGGGACAGAGAAGUGAUCUUUUUUUUAUAACAAGGGGAAAUUUCAGGAACAGUUUGAGUGUUGGCGGGCCAAGGCCAUGAGAGGCUGAUAGUGUAGAGGGAGGAAGGAAGGCCAGUCAAGGAUUUAAGAAAGUGAUAAGUAGAAUCUUGGUUCUAAGGGAAAAGAACUCGAGUUGCUAAGUGGGUGGGUUACUUGCUAGCCACGACUUUUCAGGAAGGGUUGGUUGAGAGAGAAAAUAAAGACAAAAAGAAGAAAUAUGCUAUGAAAUUGCCAAAUUGGUUUGAGUGCAUAAAACAUGGACUGGCUCUUUGUAGCUAGAUAUGAUUUACAACUUUAGAAAUUAGGAUAAUUGAGCGAUCUGAUCUUUUCCUCAUAUAGCUCCUAUCCCUGUCUCUUUAUUCAUAGAAACUGCUUUGAGGUUGAAGGAUAGCGAAUUACAUAUUUCCAAAAGAUGGUGAGAAUGUUUGCUAUUUUCUUUUUCUGGAGUAGGAGUAACUUUUAAAUGAGUCACAAAUGUUUGAUAAGAAUCUGGUUUGUGCUAAGUCCCAGUCUUGGUUGAUAGCUCAGGCUAUGAUAGCUAUGACCUUCAAGGGGACUCUAGUCUGUGAAAUCCAUGGUUUCUGGUCAUCCAAAAAAGAUAGCUCCUAAUUCUGCUUUAAUUUUUUUUACCCACUCAACUCUCCAGACUCCCCUGUUAGUAGAAGAAUCAAAUAAUUCUUACUGCAUCUUUUCCGUUGAUUUCAAUGUCCAUGUUCUGAGACUCAAGUUAUCCUGAAGCAUAGGAGCAGGCUUUUGACUUCAUUUUACCUAGCAUCAGAAACACUAUCCAGUUUUCUCUGCUACUUUAUCAGCUUCUGUAAAUUUGUUCUGCAAAGGAGUCAGCACCAUGUCUUAGGACUUUUAGAUAGUCAUCUUCACCAAUUUGUUACUGUGUUUUCCUUGGACUUUAUCGGUUUCCAAGUCAAUCCUAGCAGGACAACCAAGAGCCCUGCAGUGAAUGUUCUCGGCCUCCUGUACCUUUUUUUUUUUUUUUUUUUUUUUUGA
Tupaia belangeri chinensis (Chinese tree shrew) is the source of this 7358-nucleotide messenger RNA. It is a transcript of the gene SLC4A8, whose product is annotated as solute carrier family 4 member 8. Gene Ontology annotation, biological process: transmembrane transport; bicarbonate transport; regulation of intracellular pH. Bases 169 to 3444 code for a protein of 1091 amino acids. Gene Ontology annotation, cellular component: plasma membrane. The transcript has 25 exons. NCBI's taxonomy places the organism in Eukaryota, Metazoa, Chordata, Mammalia, Scandentia, Tupaiidae. Gene Ontology annotation, molecular function: solute:inorganic anion antiporter activity; sodium:bicarbonate symporter activity; monoatomic anion transmembrane transporter activity. The record is from RefSeq and is a predicted model, not a curated record.